AUGCCGCCAAAGAAGGGAGCAGACCAGCCGAAGAAGAAGAAGGCGACGGUGGAUGACAAGACCUUUGGUAUGAAAAAUAAAAAAGGAGGAGCCGCCAAAAAACAGAUUGCACAACUAGAAGCCCAAACCAAGGGUAGCAAAAACGCCGACGAAAAGAAAAGAGAAGCAGAAAAGGCCAAGCGCGAAGCUGAAAAAGCCGCGGCCGAGCAGGCCAAGCGAGAGGCUGCCGAACUGUUCAAGCCCGUACAGGUGCAAAAAGUGCCGUUUGGCGUCGAUCCCAAGACCAUUGUCUGUCAGUUUUUCAAAAAGGGCCAUUGUGAAAAGGGGCGGAAAUGCAAGUUCAGCCACGAUCUCAGCAUCGAGCGCAAGGCCGCUAAGAGGGACUUGUACUCGGACACGAGAGAUACAGAGGGGACUGAGACCAAGGACAAGGACACGAUGGAUCAGUGGGACGAGGAGAAACUCCGAGACGUCGUCAUGAGCAAGCAUGGCAACCCGCGGACGACAACGGACAAGGUUUGCAAGUUCUUUAUCGAGGCUGUCGAGAACCAGAAAUAUGGCUGGUUCUGGACAUGUCCGAACGGCGGUGAUAAAUGCAUGUAUCGCCACGCGCUACCACCUGGGUUUAUUCUCAAGACCAAAGAGCAGCGCGCUGCAGAAAAGGCCCUCAUGGACAAAUCGCCUCUCAACACUCUGACGCUGGAAGACUUCCUCGAGUCCGAGCGGCACAAACUCACCGGCACAUUGACGCCUGUCACGCCCGACUCGUUUGCCGAAUGGAAGAAGAAGCGCCUCGACAAAAAGGCGGCCGAAGAAGAGGCCCGCAAGGCCAAGGAACACACUGGUCGUAUGCUCUUCGAGUCAGGCAAUUGGCGUGGCUCUGAAGAAGGUGACGAGGAAGAGUCCGAAGAGGAAGACGGCCAGGGUGUAUGGAACCUGGAAGCCCUGCGCAAAGAGACUGAGCGCUUGCGCCAGCUGAAAGAGGAAGAUCGAUUAGCCAAACUGCAUGGCGAGCCGGUCAGCGAAGUGCUGGCUAACGGAGAUGGUUGA
Talaromyces rugulosus is the source of this 1050-nucleotide messenger RNA. RefSeq lists its product as uncharacterized. The coding region runs from base 1 to 1050 and encodes 349 amino acids. The record is from RefSeq and is a predicted model, not a curated record. Gene Ontology annotation, biological process: cytoplasmic translation. NCBI's taxonomy places the organism in Eukaryota, Fungi, Ascomycota, Eurotiomycetes, Eurotiales, Trichocomaceae. Gene Ontology annotation, cellular component: cytosol. Gene Ontology annotation, molecular function: mRNA binding; metal ion binding. The transcript is spliced from 4 exons.